Bactrocera tryoni is the source of this 1139-nucleotide messenger RNA. RefSeq lists its product as uncharacterized. The record is from RefSeq and is a predicted model, not a curated record. Bases 185 to 556 code for a protein of 123 amino acids. The transcript has 4 exons. NCBI's taxonomy places the organism in Eukaryota, Metazoa, Arthropoda, Insecta, Diptera, Tephritidae.
AAUUUGUUGUUGGAUUGCAUACUAAAAUAAGUUUACUCAAAUACAACUCUGAACGCUAUGUAUUCGGUUCGUCAUAACUGAUCAGCUGAUUUCUGUUUACAUCAGUUUGCUUUUGUGUUGUGGUUACAUUUGUGUUUAAGUUUAAAUUACUUUCAAUUUUCUAUUGUCGAGGGUUUUCGGAAUAAUGGAGCAAUAUAAUGUUAUACAGACAGAAGCAAAGCUGGUGCGUUCCAACCCAACCAGAAAGUGGCUGUUUGAAGAGGAAAAGUCGUCGAUUGAAUUUUUGACAAAAACACGGAAAUUUGAGAAGCCAUCGUCUCAAAUGUAUUAUAGACGAUUCGCAAAGGAAAGCAACAUUGCGGUGGACUGGAAGCUGACACGCUCGAAGGUUCGUUAUAUGCGUACAACAUAUAACAAAACAAAAGCAUGGGAAGGCUCGACGGGUGUGCAGAGAGUAUGGAAGGCGAAACUAUGUAGGCCACUUUACUUAAAAUGUGUACGUUUUUUUAUGAAAAGGAUGAAAUUUUCCGCUGUAGAGUGGUUGAGUCAGCAGUAAUCGACGAGAGUUUGGAGAACAACGAAAAUUAUUCGGAAGUAGACCUAUACGAGUCUUCUGCGGCUGUAUGCGAAGGCGAAUUUAUAAAUAAGACAAUUCGUAAAGGAAUAUAUUCCAGAACUGCGGCAUCAGAUAUUCUGCAAUUUCAGUCUGAAAUGAUACAGCUGAAAAAGCAGAAAAUUGAGCAUGAAAUGAGUUUUAAGGAGAAAGAGUUGGAAUUAAGAGAAAGGGAAUUGAUGAUUAAAAAAAAAAGAAGUGGAUUUAAGGGAAAAGCAAGAAUUAUUUCUAAAAGACAAAGAAAUGGGGAUGAAACUACAAAUAUUGGAAAGUAAUGAAAAAUUAAAAAUAAUGGAAAUACAAAUGAAAGAAUGGUUGACAAUGGAGGAAUCGAAACACAAAUCCAAAUAAGUGCAAAGGAACUUUAAAUUACCUGAAGUGAAUUAAUGUACCUGAAGUUUAUUUUUAAUAAUUACUUUUUAUAUUAAUUUUUUAAUAAAAAAACAAAAAAACAUUUUUACAUAUGUACUAAUUAAACUAAUGAAUAGUAAAUACUUGUAUACGUUUAAAUAAUGAUGUAUUUUAA